Fragaria vesca subsp. vesca is the source of this 1059-nucleotide messenger RNA. RefSeq lists its product as uncharacterized. Gene Ontology annotation, biological process: telomere maintenance; DNA repair. Gene Ontology annotation, molecular function: DNA helicase activity. The record is from RefSeq and is a predicted model, not a curated record. The transcript has 2 exons. Lineage: Eukaryota; Viridiplantae; Streptophyta; Magnoliopsida; Rosales; Rosaceae. The coding region runs from base 1 to 1059 and encodes 352 amino acids.
AUGUAUCCGGAGGAGGCAUCUGCAAUAAGGAUGCCAUCAGCUUUGAGGAGAUUAUUCGUUACACUUUUGGUGUAUGGGGUGCUAGUUGGUGUUCGAGCAUUGUGGGAUGAAUUUGCGCAUUUUAUGGUAGAAGAUUAUACUUCAUCUGAUGAUAUUGUAAACAGAAACAGGCUCUUACGAGACCUAAAUAGAAUACUUCAACAGUUUGGCAAGAACAUUAGAGAUUAUGACCUCCCUCAAUUGACCGGUGAGCUAGAAGAUAAUAUUGGAAUGCCAAGAUGUAUUGAAGAUGAACUUUUUAUCCAUGUCCCUCAAGAAGAUAUCGAUGCAAUUGAUCGUCUUAACAAUGACCAAAUGGUUGCCUUCAACACCAUAAUGUCUGCUGUGGAUGGAAAAGAAAGUGCUUUAUUUUUUGUUGAUGGUCUUGGAGGAACUGGGAAAACGUAUCUAUAUCGUAAACAGUCUGCACUGGCACAAUUGGUACGACAAUCCACUGCAGUUAUAUGGGAUGAGGCACCUAUGACAAAUCGAGAUGUGUUUGAAUUAGUUGAUCGAACUUUUCAGGACAUAAUAGACGUGGAACUUCCUUUUGGUGGUAAAAUAAUGAUUUUCGGGGGAGAUUUUCGUCAAGUCCUUCCUGUCAUUCCUAAAGGAACAAGGUCUCAACUCAUCGAAGCCUCGAUUAUGAGAUCAUCGUUUUGGCCAGCUACAAGGAUAUUGAGACUGAGGCAAAAUAUGAGAUCCAUAAAUGACCACCGAUUUGGGGAGUUUCUAUUAAGUGUUGGCGACGGUAGUGAACAAGUCAUCCAUGAUGACAUGAUAAGGUUACCAGAAAGCAUGGUGAUUCCAUGGCAAAGCGACCAAUCUAUCUUUCAAAUUAUUGAUAGAGUUUUCCCUAAUCUUGGUGAUCACGUAGGCGAUGCAAGAUACAUGGUGGAUAGAGUAUUGAUUACUCCUUUAAACGACGAUGCAGACAUGUUGAAUGAAAAGAUCAUCAGUAUGUUUCCUGGUGAAGAAAUUUCAUUUUACUCAUUUGACUCUGUUGAAGAUGACAUCUGA